AUGCUUGUUUUUCCCAUUUCCUUUAUCGCCGUGGGACGGGAUUGCUGCGGGGCGCAGUGGUGGGAGAAGAGCGAUUGGACGGGGUACAAGGAGCUGGGCGCGGAGAAGUCGGGCAGAAACGAUCAAGGAGAUAGCUGGUGGGAGAAGUACAACGGCAAGGGGUGGACGGAGAAAGGGUCGCACAAGUACGGGCGGUCCAACGACCAGUCGUGGUGGGAGAAGUGGGGCGAGCAGUACGACGGCCAGGGCAUGGUGCUCAAAUGGACGGACAAGUGGGCGGAGAAGGACGACGGCACCAAGUGGGGCGACAAGUGGGAGGAGCGGUUCACGUCGGGGGUGGGGCACAGACAAGGGGAGACCUGGCACGUCGAGAACUCAGGCUCCCGCUGGUCGAGAACAUGGGGCGAGGAGCACUUCGGGGAUGGCGGAGAUUCCGUUCCAGAUGGUGCCGUCAGAGCAGCAAGAGAUGCCAUCCAGGCACAGCUUGACCGCCUCAGCCUGUCCCUCCAGCACCACUCCCCCGUGCCAACCUGCAUGUUCGCUGCUGACCUCACCAUCAUGCCACCCAACACUGCCACGUGGAAUCUGAACUCCACUCAAGCGCGAGCCAAGCUGAUUAAGUACCUGAAGCAUUGUGACGCCCUGGCUGCUGGGGACAGUGCCAGUGCUGCAAGGCUCUUCUCCCCGCGUGCCACCAUCAUGCCGCCUGAUCAGCCCGAACGGCAGUUCCAGUUCUCGUUCCAGCUCCAGCAGUACCUCCAGCCGCUGGCAUCACUUCAUCUCCGAUUCAGCUUCCACAUUGAGGAAGUUGUGAAGAUUUUCACACCCAAGGACACGCUUGGUGCGGAAGCAGCCGUGGAUGCACUUAGUGACGCAGCCACCCAGGCAGACAAGGCUCUGAGCAGAGGCCAGUUCACAGCGACGAACACUUCAGGGAGCGUGUGGGGAGGAGUGCAGUGGGAGGAGCGAGGGACGAAGGGCGCUGGUGGAGGAAGCCGUGAGCUGCACUGGUGGGUGCCAGGACAUUCUGCAUAA
Molecule: messenger RNA, 1035 nt
Organism: Closterium sp. Naga37s-1
Lineage: Eukaryota; Viridiplantae; Streptophyta; Zygnematophyceae; Desmidiales; Closteriaceae
Source: the annotation of a GenBank genome assembly